UGUUUGGCGCACCGCGACGCGAACCGCUGUCUUCUCGGCAUACCGAGAACGAUAUCCUCGUCGCGAUCGUUCUUCUUAUGCAUCUUCUGAAGGAAUUGUCAAGUGCAUUACAUAGGCGUCGAGUAUAAUCGUGUAAUAUUCAAGGACAUCGAAACAUCUCGAACUCGAUUGUAUCCAACACUUUUAAAGAACUUUAUUAUACUUCCACAUCCACCAUGACUACAUCUUCCGAAGAUGUCCUGAUGCAAGUGAGCCAAGUACGUUAUAAAAAAGGAGAUGGCACCUUAUAUGUGAUGAACGAACGAAUAGCAUGGAUGCUCGAUAACAGAGAUACUGUGUCUGUCAGCCAUAAAUAUGCUGAUAUUAAAUUGCAAAAAAUAUCACCAGAGGGAAAAUCAAAAAUACAACUACAAGUGGUGUUACACGAUGGUACAUCGUCUACAUUUCAUUUUGUAAAUAAAAAUGGACAAGAAGCACAAAUUAAAGAUCGUGAUGAUGUAAAGGAGUUGUUGCAACAGCUGCUACCAAAAUUUAAGCGGAAAGUUAACAAGGAGCUUGAAGAGAAGAAUAGAACCCUUCAAGAACAUCCUAUGUUGCUUCAAUUAUAUCGCGAUCUGGUAAUCACGCAAGUUAUAUCAUCUGAAGAAUUUUGGUCGCAACAUGCUGCGGAAUAUACGCAAGCUAAAAAGAUUCAACGUCAAGAGAUAGGUGUUAAUAGUGCUUUCUUGGCGGAUAUCAAACCACAAACCGAUGGUUGCAACGGAUUAAAAUACAACUUAACUGUCGAUGUGAUAGAAUGUAUAUUUAAGACUUACCCAGCUGUUAAAAGGAAACAUCAAGAAAAUGUGCCUCAUAAAAUGUCAGAAUCUGAUUUCUGGACGAAAUUCUUUCAGUCGCAUUAUUUUCACAGAGAUCGUAUCAACGCUGGGACCAAGGAUCUUUUUACCGAAUGUGCCAAAAUAGAUGAUCAGGAACUUAAGAAAGACCUACAAACUGGGAUAAAUGAUCCUUUGGUGGACAUCACUUCUUUUGAGGAUCAAUCACUGGAUGAAAAUUAUGGAAGUGGAUGUAGUAAAUCGGACAAAAUGUCGGGAAAUAUGGUACAUCAAAAUAUGAUCAAGAGAUUUAAUCAACAUAGUAUAAUGGUUAUGAAAGCCAGCACUGCCAAACAGUCGAUGCAAACCAAUCAACCACAAUUAAAUGGAUCUACACCAUCUGCAAGUAAAAUAGCAAAUAACGAACUAGAGGAUGGACCAAAGACUAAAAAACGUAAAAUACAAGAAAAGAUAACUUAUGAUGAUCUUGAUAAGAGCUGUGACAUAAAUACAAAUAAUGGCGCACCGUUAAAUCUAACGCAUAUAGAUAGAUAUUUGCAUGGACCUGUACCAGGAUGUGCAAGUACAGAACCGACUUCAGAAGAACUGUUUGUUACGUUAAAUCAUUUAAAAAGGGAAGCUUCUGGAUGGAUAACCGGCAGUACUUUACCGCGACAAGCAGCGACUUCUUUAGUUAGUCCAGCCGCGGCAGUGUCAGCUUUAGGUGAAUUAACACCCGGCGGAUCCUUAAUGAAAGGUUUUCGAGAAGAGAGUCUUGGACAAUUAAUACCGAAAGAUUUAGAAAGGGAAUUACGUAACGUAUAUGUGUGCGCGUGUGAGCUAUUGAGGCACUUUUGGCGAAGUUUUCCUCCAACAACACCGCAGCUUGAAGAAAAAGCGAUCAGAAUGCACGAAGCUUUACUCAGAUUUCAUUCCGCUAAGCUAAAGCUCUUUGAAGAUCGUGUGCAAAGGGAGUUCUCUGCGGUUAGUCAACACUUGACGAGUCAUCUGAAUCAAUUGUUAACUACCGCGCAUAGGAAGUUUGCGGUAUGGCAGCAGCGAAAAAUGCAAAUGAGGUAGCCCUUCGUUAUGAUUCCGUAAAAUAAUAACGUAAAUAAAAAAAAACAGCAAUAUUGAUCGCAUAUUGCAUUUCUUAAUGUUACCGUAAUUAGAUAUUAAUGUCGAUGUAUUUUACAAGAACAGGAAAAAAAACCAAAGUUACGCCGGGUCCACGCGUCCCGGUACUACCGCAUAUACUGUUUAUUUAUUCUUUUUUUAAACGCGUUCAUAACUUUUUCAAAUUUUCUUUCAAACUCGGCCAAAUCCAAUUGCAACCGACGAUAUGUAUUAACUUGCAAUUAUCUCUAUAAAAACAGUGUAACAGCUUAUUUAUUUACUUCUAGUAGAUUGUACGAUACCAUUUAAAUGCGUAUACACAUACAUUUGAAAACGCACGAUUGUUCCAAAAUAUCUAUGCUCCGGGAAACGUAAUGUGUUUAUAAAUUUUAUGCAAGAAAAUGAUAUGUAGUUGCAUACAGUCAUCAUCUAUAAAUAUGCAACUGUGUUUUUGUUCAAGUUACUAGUUGUGAGGGAGACGGGCGACUGCAAAUAUUGUACGAUAUCAAAGUAACUGUGAUACCGCCACUGUCAGGUCUGUAGUUAAUGUAUUUGUUCGGCAUGAUAAUGUAUCGCAUUCUAUUGCAAUCUACUGUAUUGGCUGUAUUAUUUUGUUGAUUCGCACAGAACAAUUUGAUAACUAUUUGUUUACUCUUCAAUUGUUCCUUUUCAUAAUGAAUGAAAGUUUAAAACGAGUCUUUUGUCAUAAUUGCGAUUGAGCCAAUACGUUUAAAUGCAUCUCAUUUGCAUCUCUAAAUAUGUCUCGACGAUAUUAGAUUUUUUUUCUUUUACUUAUCCUAUCUCGAGGACACAGUGGCAUUGGUAUACUUUUUUAUGAUAUCUGCGAUAUACUCAACUAAGUGUCUUAAUUGUUGAAUCCUAUUUUUCUCUCGUGCUACCGGGUAAGGCGAUCUGUAAGUUCUUCUUAAACUGCCUACUCGGUCUUCAAUAGCAAUAAAAUUUGGCAGUUUGUAAGAAUAUAAGUGAUACUAUCUCAAUUGAUAAACGAGCGAUCAUACUCGUGCAUUACGCUAUUAUAAUUAUUACUUAAGAGGUAAUAAUUAUAAAUAUAUUCUUACAUUAUGAUUAUAAUAAAUGUUAUUAUUGUGAUGACGAAUUUUCAAUAUCA
Wasmannia auropunctata (little fire ant) is the source of this 3060-nucleotide messenger RNA. RefSeq names its product general transcription factor IIH subunit 1 (gene Tfb1). Bases 216 to 1895 code for a protein of 559 amino acids. The record is from RefSeq and is a predicted model, not a curated record. Gene Ontology annotation, cellular component: transcription factor TFIIH holo complex; transcription factor TFIIH core complex. The transcript is spliced from 8 exons. Gene Ontology annotation, biological process: transcription by RNA polymerase I; nucleotide-excision repair; transcription by RNA polymerase II. Lineage: Eukaryota; Metazoa; Arthropoda; Insecta; Hymenoptera; Formicidae.